Molecule: messenger RNA, 3480 nt
Organism: Thamnophis elegans (Western terrestrial garter snake)
Lineage: Eukaryota; Metazoa; Chordata; Lepidosauria; Squamata; Natricidae
Gene: NMD3
Product: NMD3 ribosome export adaptor
Exons: 16
Coding region: 189-1703 (504 amino acids)
Biological process (GO): ribosomal large subunit export from nucleus
Cellular component (GO): cytoplasm; nucleus
Molecular function (GO): ribosomal large subunit binding
Source: RefSeq, a predicted model, not a curated record
UGAGAAGGGGGGGAAUGGAGUAACAGGCGUUCUCGCGAGAGUUGCUUCGUUUCUGUAGGGUUUGGCGUAAGCGGCGAAGUGCUGCUUGUUAGGGAAGGGUAAGUUAAGAUCGAGAAGACAAGAACGCGACCCGUUGUGUUGCAGGUGUCAGUGUUUGUAACUUUUGAGAAUCACAUGUGGAAGAAGACAUGGAAUAUAUGAAAGAGUAUACUCCGGUUCACCAGGGGAACAUCUUAUGUUGCCAGUGUGGCAUUGCAAUCCCACCAAACCCAGCCAAUAUGUGUGUAAACUGUUUAAGAACUCAAGUGGAUAUCACUGAGGGGAUUCCUAAGCAAGUCACUGUUCAUUUCUGCAAACAGUGUGAAAGAUAUCUUCAACCACCAGCGGCUUGGCUACAGUGUGCCUUGGAAUCAAGAGAACUACUUUCAUUAUGCCUUAAAAAAAUUAAGGCUUCUCUUAGUAAGGUUCGGUUGAUCGAUGCAGGAUUUGUAUGGACUGAACCACAUUCUAAAAGACUUAAAGUAAAGUUGACUAUACAAAAAGAGGUAAUGAAUGGUGCAAUUCUUCAGCAAAUCUUUGUAGUAGAGUAUAUUGUUCAGUCACAGAUGUGUGAAGACUGCCAUCGAAUUGAAGCUAAGGACUUCUGGAAAUCAGUAGUUCAAGUUAGGCAAAAGACACUGCAUAAAAAAACAUUCUAUUAUUUGGAGCAAUUAAUUUUAAAGCACAGGCUUCACCAGAAUACUCUUCGGAUCAAAGAGAUUCAUGAUGGUCUGGAUUUCUAUUUUGCUUCCAAACAGCAUGCUCAGAAAAUGGUGGACUUCCUUCAGUGUACUGUACCUUGUAGAAUUAAAUCAUCACAGCGUUUGAUUUCUCAUGACAUUCACAGCAAUACAUAUAAUUACAAAAGCACUUUCUCUGUUGAGAUCGUUCCAGUAUGCAAGGACAAUGUUGUGUGUUUGUCACCAAAACUGGCUCAAAGCCUUGGCAAUAUGAGCCAGAUUUGCAUCUGUGUCCGGGUAACCAGUGCUAUUCACAUCAUUGAUCCAAGUACUCUUCAAAUUGCAGAAAUAGAUGGAAAUACUUAUUGGCGUCAUCCUUUUAAUAGCUUGUUUCAUCCAAAGCAGUUAGAAGAAUUUAUUGUAAUGGAUAUCAGUAGAACCUAUGAACAGAAGCAAAAUGCUGGUGCAGGCAUGAAAUCCAAUAAGCAUAUCCUUGCGGAAGCCUGGGUUCAGAAAACCUCAGAAUUGAAUACAGACCAUCAGUAUUUCUGUCGUACUCACUUGGGGCAUCUUCUGAAUCCUGGAGAUCUUGUAUUGGGCUUUGAUUUGGUUAAUUGUAAUCUGAAUGAUGAAUUUGCAAAUAAGAUGAAUCCCCAUAAUGUUCCAGAUGUGGUUUUGAUUAAAAAAAGUUACGAUCGCACCAAGCGUCAACGUCGCAGAAAUUGGAAACUGAAAGAAUUACAAAGAGACCGAGAUAACAUGGAUACCGAUGAUGAAAGACAAUACCAAGACUUCCUAGAAGAUCUAGAAGAAGAUGAAACAAUUAGAAAAAAUGUCAAUAUUUAUAAAAAUCCAGUGAUACCAGUGGAGAGUGACACAGAUGAUGAGAACAUUCCCCAAAUCAGUCUCACUGAAAUGCUUGAAGACCUUCAGAUAUCUGAAGAUGCUACAGGGGGAGAAGGUGCCGAUAUGCUGAUGGCAUAAGUUAGGAAGUCUUGUUAAUUUAAUUUUAUUCGUCCUUGAGAAAAAGUCCCUAAGAAAUCUGUUAUAGGCAUUCUUGAUCUGAAAAAGAAAUAAUAUUGAUAAGAUUUGGAAGAGAUUAAAAAAUAAAUGCUCCCAAAAGGUAUAAUUAUAAUGGUUAAUAGAAAAGGAAAAAAUGAUAGAUUUUAAAGUUUUAAAUAUAUACAUAUGUAUAUCAAAUUGGUAUAUUUCCAAUUAUUUCAAUAAUUUCAAUAUCUGUUCUCAGUACUUUGGGGCUGUUGGUGUUGACAAGUAUUAAACCUCAAACUAGUAUUUUAAAUACAUAGUUUACAGCUGACAAAUAUAUGAAGUCUGAUUUGUUCAAAUUAGGAAGUGAACAAUUUGAAUCAAGAUUAUUCAUAUUAUUUGAAAACAAUUUAAAGAUCUUUAAAGAUUUCAAAGUUUAGUAUACUUUAUGACUUUAAGUGUCAAAAUAUCAUGCGAGUCAUGAAAUUAUGCAGAUAAUGCAAAGACACAUAUUAUUAUAAUAUAAUUUAUCUAAUAUCAUUUGCAUUACAACAUCAUGCUCCAUAAAAUGACAUUUCUCUUCUUCUCCAGCUAUUGUAAUUUAUAAACUAUUUUUUGGUUUAGGACUGUAUGUGAAUUAAUAAACUAUGAUUAGGAUUAGGAUGAUAGUGUAAUACAUGAACCCCACAAUUAAGCAUACCAGCUAAUAUUCCAAAUAUUUAAAACUAUAUUUGUGUCCUUCAGUUCUUUCAGAAUAAUGGUGAUUGAAAUCCAGACAGGUAGAGAAUGAUCAGGCUAGAAUAAACUCUGUUUAACUUCUCCAAUAGGACAUGAUUCUUCAGUCUUCUGUUGAGGUUAGAAAUAUGUUCAUGAGGUAAAAAGGAGUAUCUGUAUUACAGGUCUGAAAAAUACUUUCUUUGAAAAAAACUUAUUUGCACAACAUACUCUCAUUGAUAAAAGUGAGAAGUAGACACACAAACCACAUAAAAGCAUUUCUUUAAAAUAUGCUGUAUUAAGCUGACACCAUUUCUAUGGUAUGCUAACUGCUUUUGUUUCGGCUUUCUUAAUAUGUCAUUAUCUGAUCUUUAAAGAACACCAAGGAAGUCUUUCUUUUCUUAUUUCCAUAAGUUGAUUAUAGAUGCCCAGGCACAGUUUUUAGAAUGAUAAUUCAUGAUUACAGAUACCAUUUAAUUAUGCAAUGAUAUUUCAUAAGUACUUGUCUAAAACUAGACAUGUAAGAAAGUGUGACACAUGUGUUUAUGAAAGCACAAUGAGGAAAUCUAGGAGUUUUGUCCUUGCCAAAUCAAUUAUUUUACAAGUGUGGCAAAGUUUGGGGAAGCUAACAUAAGGAGUCUGCACAAUUUUUUUUUUUCCUAUUGAAUUUCAAGAUCUCUCCCUUGAGUUGAGUUGAGGCAGUAUCAAAUAGCUUUACAAUGAUUAAAAAAUGAACAAUUUCCCUAAAUAAGGACAACAUGCCAUAAAAUGAUUUCAUAAAAGAUUGGUAUAUAAUACCUCAUUUUAGAGUAAUUAAAUAGAAAUGGUAUCAUUACUGAAAGUUUUUGUAGUUUAAAAAAAUGCAUUUCUGAAUCCAUAUGAUGUUUGGAGGGAUAGUAUUUACAUCUCCAUAAGAUUUCACUCUAAAUGUUACAUGUAGAGCGGAUGUUCCAUCAAAGAAGCUUUAGAAAUUACACUGCUAUUUUUACAAUGAAUUUGUAAAUGCUGUUUCACUGUUUUGGUAAUGACUACCUUCAUUAAAAUAUCUCUCAAGCUUGAA